AUGCCUCAAUUCACUCCUCUGCAGCUCAAAAUAAAUAUCAAGAACCAUCAUGAUCUUGGCUUCAACCUCGUCUCUAAACGUCCCGUGAACAUUGAACGACCUCCCCGUGUGCCCCUCCAAGAGCGUAUAUCGAGAACUGCCGUGCCGACGACCUCUUCCGCAUCUCCUGCCCGCAAAAUGUCCACACUUCCGCCCAUUUCUGAAUUGCCCAGUGCAUCAAUCAAGACGCAAAUCCAGGCUCUUGACUUGUUGUUCGAACCGUCGACCGAGUUGCACACGCUCGCUCUGCCGGUACUGAAAUCGAAACGGACUACCACAAAUUUGGAUGCCUCCGCCGAGACGUCGACAGCCGGUGGCUCAUCGAGCUCGGCUUUUGAUUCUUAUCCGGCCGUGAUACAACAGAUUGGAACUCUCCUCCACAAGCUCGCGCUGUCGGAAGAACCCUCUGCUAAGCAAAAGCUCCACGGCAUCCUUGGGUCGCACCCUCGCCUCGGCGCGAAAAAGGUUGACAGCGCACAAAGCCAGGCUGAACAAGCUUCUCUCAACGUGGGAGCCGCCGAAGAGGCUGAGAAGCUCAAGACUCUGAAUGAUGAGUACGAAGCAAAGUUCCCGGGCUUGAGAUAUGUGGUGUUUGUCAAUGGGAGGAGCAGGCCGGUCAUAAUGGAGAAUAUGCGACAGAGGAUCGAUCGCGGGGAUUUCAAGGAGGAGGAGCAAGAGGCGAUUAGGGCCAUGGUCGAUAUCGCCCUUGAUCGAGCCAAGAAGCUUGAGUCUUCCUAG
Molecule: messenger RNA, 777 nt
Organism: Pestalotiopsis fici W106-1
Lineage: Eukaryota; Fungi; Ascomycota; Sordariomycetes; Amphisphaeriales; Sporocadaceae
Exons: 1
Coding region: 1-777 (258 amino acids)
Source: RefSeq, a predicted model, not a curated record